CGCUUAACAACUGGAGAGACGUAGAAUUCAGGUUUAGUACAUUGUUUACUAAACACGCAGGCCUACUAAUUAAUUGAUUCGUCGAACUAUUUUUCGAAAAUUCCACUUAUCAAAUCAAGGCCAUGUUACGCUAAGCGCAUUUUCCUUUUAUAGCAGCUGAAUUGACUUCCCAAAAUAUCGUGGAUAAAUUUAUAUAAAUUAAAACUAUAUCAUGGCGAAAGAAACUAUUUUGAACUUGAUACUGAUAACGCUGACCUUAUUUUCGGAGGUAAAGGGGAAUCCGAUUCUAAUUGAGGCUGAGGUGCCACAGAAGACUGUUGAAACUACACACGAUGAUUCCUUUGACGCGAUAUUGAAAAUAAACAAAGAGCAAGAUGAAGAAUUUUAUCAGGGGGAUAUCGUGAUGCCGAAAACAAAAAAUGCACUGCAGGACAAAACGAAAAGAUGGAGCACCACAGUUCCGUAUGAGAUUCAUGAUCAUUUCAGUUACGACCAAAGGAUGAAAAUCACAACUGCUCUGCGUGAACUCGAAGUUCGGAGUUGUCUAAAAUUCAUUCCACAUAGCACUGAACCAGACUACGUGAAUUAUGAGAUUCAAAACGGAUGCUAUUCGAAUGUCGGCGUUGUCGGAGGGAAACAAACAAUAUCAAUUGGAAGUGGUUGCGACAGCCACAGAACUAUUUUACAUGAAACAUUCCAUGCCCUUGGAUUUUGGCAUGAACAAUCGAGAACUGAUCGUGACGACAAUGUUCGAAUUGUUUGGGAAGUGAUCUCUCCAGGCCAAGAGUAUAAUUUCGACAAAUACGAAAGCGAUCAAAUCGAUGAUCAAGGCGUUCCAUACGAUUACGAUUCCAUAAUGCACUACUCUGACACUGCAUUCAGUGUAAAUGGUAGCCGAACAAUUAUACCAUUGAAGUCUGGGGCUGAAAACAUGGGAAGAAUAACAAAUCUUUCAAAAUUCGAUAUACAAGAAUUGAAUUUGCUUUAUGAAUGCAAUCCAAUUUUGGAGGAAUCAGGGCACACUACUUGGACAUCUUGGUCCCCGUGUGAUAAAAACUGCAAAAGAGAACGUCGUAGAUUUUGUGAUGGAAAUCAAUGUGCAGUUUGGGGAGAGGAAGAAGUUGAAACAGCGGAUUGUGACGUACCGUGUCAAGUUGGAUACGAUAUCGACUGUGGCCCGGCGUUGAUAACAGGAAUGUCUGGAACAGUAGGCUCUCCACUGUUUCCAUAUAACUACAAAUCAAACUCCGAUUGCACUCAAACAAUUCAAGUUAUAGAUGAAGCUCGCAUUCACCUACAUUUUCAAGCAAUGGACGUCGAAGAUUAUGCCGGAGGAUGUUACUACGAUUUCGUCCAUGUAUAUGACGGACAGGAUGCCAAUGCGCCAAAGAUUGGUACAUUUUGCAGUACCAGAUUGCCACCUAUGAUUAUUUCAACCGGAAAUACAUUGACGAUUAAAUUCACUAGCGAUGACUCUGUGCAGCAACGGGGAUACUUAGCUCAAUAUUACGCAACAACUGCGAAAGAACACGUAUGUGAGUUCGAAAAUCCCAACGAUUAUUGUGGAUGGCAAGACGACACUUCUGUUGAACUGAUUUUCAAUUCGAACAGCGGAAAAACAGUUUCUGAUGGCACAGGGCCAUCUGUCGAUCACACAUUUGGGAACGAUGCUGGGCGCUAUCUAUUUCUCGAAACAUCUUCUCCAGCAGCAAGCGGACAGAAAGCACGAAUAAUCAGCUCAAUGUUUAGAGCGACUGGAAAUAAUUUCUGCUUCAGUUUCUGGUACAACAUGUAUGGAAUUAACACUGGAACGCUCAAUGUAUAUUUGGUGGUCAAUGAUGUAUUCACAACUCUUGUGAGCUAUUCUGGAGACAAACUGAAUGAUGAUUGGUAUCAGUCAUCUCUUGUCAUCGCCACUUCUAGUGAUUAUCAGAUUGCGAUUGAAGCGGUCAGAGGAAAUGGAUACCGUGGUGACAUUGCUAUUGACGAUGUUAUCCUUGAAGAAGGACCUUGUAAAUAACUUGAACAAAUGAGCAGUUGAAAGAAGUCUCUGCUUUGAAGUUUAUUUCUAAAUUUAUUGGACCUAUAAAUAGUUUGAUUUUCGUCAGAGGUAUAAUAGAUUGGGCAAUUCUUUUCAAGCUCUGUUUCGACUUCAUUUCAAAAAAAAAAUACCAUGAUCAAAGAAUUUAAAAAGGAUUUCCUAAUAACACAACUCUGAUGAAUCUGCACGUCAAAAUAAUUAAAUAACCAUAAUAAAUAUAUUACGAUAGUUAUAUAUAUUUUACGAUGAAAAUAAAAUGUUCCUUUUGUGGUGGAUC
Messenger RNA from Styela clava, 2318 nucleotides. Its product is annotated as astacin-like metalloendopeptidase. Gene Ontology annotation, biological process: proteolysis. The record is from RefSeq and is a predicted model, not a curated record. Lineage: Eukaryota; Metazoa; Chordata; Ascidiacea; Stolidobranchia; Styelidae. Gene Ontology annotation, molecular function: metalloendopeptidase activity; zinc ion binding. Gene Ontology annotation, cellular component: membrane.